AAAUAUUCUUUCACACCACAAUCAGUUUAUGAAGAAGCAGCGCUCAAGUGCCAAGCAAUCGUAAGAAGCGAACAUGAAGACUUUCAUUGCCAUAAGCUUCUUGCUGAUCAUCGGCAAAGUGUCAUCGUCAAAUUGGGCCAAUGAGCUUGAUGGCUUCCUAAAAUUUGAAUGCCCUGAGGCUGAAUCCAUUAGUUUCAUCGAGAGCUUGCACGACAACGAUUCCGAAGAUCGAAUUUGGCGUUUUGAGUGCGGUCCAGUCAAUGGAACUUUCAACUCAUGCUCGUGGUCAGGAGAGGUGAACAAUUUGGACGAACCACUUUUGUUCGAGUGUCAAAAUGGAGCGGGUGUGAUUACUGGAAUGGAGUCUGAUCAUGACAAUGACCAGGAAGAUCGCCGAUGGAAUUUCAAAUGUUGUACUUUAGAGAAAAUGUGUUAUUCAGAAUGCGGGUUCUCAUCUUACGUCAACGAUUUUGACGAUCCCCUGGAGUUUAGGGUCGAUACUGGAUAUUAUUUGACUGGGGCCGAGUCCAUCCAUGACAACAAGCCCGAGGAUCGCCGGUGGAAAUAUCAAACGUGCCAGCUUGCUCCAUGCGGACAACUGUAGCGAUGACCCAUAUUCUCCUUUCCUUAGUGAUGGGUCAAGAGAACUUUCAAAUCUUCCGAGUUCAGAGUUGAAGGAUUUUGGUUUUGCAAAACAAAAUUGUGUCUUUUACCAUUAGUAAACUCCUAGUAACUCCUUGAACCAAGAAAUGGAUAUGACUCGAUGACAUGCCAACACAAAUAUUGUAAAAUAACGGAUCCAAUGAGACAUUCUCGCAAUAAAGGAUUUUACCAUUC
Tigriopus californicus is the source of this 837-nucleotide messenger RNA. RefSeq names its product hemagglutinin/amebocyte aggregation factor-like. The coding region runs from base 74 to 604 and encodes 176 amino acids. Lineage: Eukaryota; Metazoa; Arthropoda; Copepoda; Harpacticoida; Harpacticidae. Gene Ontology annotation, cellular component: extracellular matrix. Gene Ontology annotation, biological process: collagen fibril organization. Gene Ontology annotation, molecular function: extracellular matrix structural constituent. The record is from RefSeq and is a predicted model, not a curated record. The transcript has 4 exons.